AUGUCCAGCGGCAGCUUAAGUUAUUUUGUUGUUGUUUUUUUCGUAAAUGUUCAAUCUGUUUACGAAGAUUCCAAAAUAGCUUUUAAGCGGGUUCUCUCUAUCUCCCCUAUUGUCUUUGUUCAUAUCUAUCUAUCUAUCUAUCUAUCUCUAACUAUGUCUGUUCAUAUCUAUGUCUGUUCAUAUCUAUCUACCUCCCUGUCUAUGUCUGUUCAUAAAUGUCUGUCUAUCUAUCUAUCUAUCUAUCUAUCUAUCUAUCUAUCAAUCUAUCUAUCUGAAUAUUCAUAUCUAUCUAUCUAUCUAUAUAUGUCUAUUCAUAUCUAUCUCUAUAUUUAUCUAUCUCAUUUCAUAUCUAUCUAUCUAUCUAUCCAUAUACCUAUCUAUGCAUGUUUAUAUCUAGCUAUAUUUCUUUCCAAUUAUCUAUCUAUGGAUGCUCAUAUCCAUCUAUCGAUGCAGAACUCAGCAGACAGCGUCAUAAAAACAUUAUCUUUGAAUCGUAAAUUUGUCUUUAUGUUGAUAUUCUUUUAA
Molecule: messenger RNA, 525 nt
Organism: Acanthosepion pharaonis
Lineage: Eukaryota; Metazoa; Mollusca; Cephalopoda; Sepiida; Sepiidae
Source: the annotation of a GenBank genome assembly